UUAUAUUCAAAGAUUCAACAAAAAUGGUGGACGUUGAUCGGAGGAUGACUGGUCUCAACCCUGCUCAUCUCGCCGGCCUCCGACGUCUCUCCGCCAGAGCCGCCGCUUCAUCACCCUCCACCCCACUUCCAGCUCGCAACAGUCUCAUCUCCUUCACUUCUCUCGCCGAUAAAGUUUUGACCCAUCUCAAAAACUCUGGCGUACAGGUCCAGCAAGGGUUAUCCGAUAAGGAAUUUGCUAGAGCUGAAGCUGAAUUUGGAUUCGCAUUUCCACCUGAUCUUAAAGCUCUUCUCUCCGCCGGCUUGCCGGUGGGUCCUGGUUUUCCCGAUUGGCGUUCCGCCGGAUCAGCACGACAACAGCUACGCGCCACCCUUGACCUCCCUAUCGCCGCCAUCUCCUUUCAUAUCGCACGAAACGCAUUGUGGUCGAAGUCGUGGGGUCUCCGGCCGACGGAGCCCGAAAAAGCGAUGAAGAUAGCGAGAAACGCUCUCAAACGGGCGCCGCUACUUGUGCCGGUUUUUAAUCACUGCUACAUUCCGUGCAACCCGUCGUUGGCCGGAAACCCUAUUUUUUACGUCGACGAAAAUCAGAUUUUUUGCUGUGGUUUUGAUCUGUCGGAUUUCUUCGACCGGGAGAAAUCGACCCUGUUCGCAAAGUCCGACCCGCAAAACCUUAUGAAACAACGAUCCGUUAACGAAAAAUCCGGCGGAACUUUAUCGAAUAUCUCUCGACGGAGUCUUGACGCGGUGGCCGGAGGGAGAACGCCGAGAUGGGUCGAGUUUUGGAGUGACGCCGCCGUGGACCGUCGGAAAAGAAACUCAAACUCGUCCAACUCAUCGUCAUCUUCGCCAGAUAGGUAUUUCGAAAUCCCAAGAUCCGGGAUCCCGAAAUGGGUCGACUCGUACGUACAGCAGAUCGGGUCGGUUUUGAAAGAAGGCGGGUGGGCGGAUUCCGACGUGUCGGAAAUUGUGGAUGUUUCCUCCUCCGGCUUCUUCGAUGGCGAGAUGGUGUUGUUAGACAACCAAGCGGUUCUCGAUGCCCUUCUCUUGAAAGCGGAUCGGUUAUCCGAGUCGCUCCAGAAAGCCGGGUGGAGCUCCGAGGAGGUUUCGGAUGCUUUCGGGUUUGAUUUCCGGCAGGUUAAAGAACGUAAACCAGCGAAGAAAAUAUCGCCGGAGUUAGUGGAGAAAAUCGGAAAACUUGCUGAAUCUGUCUCCAAACGUUGACGGAGUUAGCGCCGGAGUUACCGUAACCGACAAACACGUAGAUUCUUUUUUUAAUUUUUUUUUUGAAAAUACAAAAUACGAAAUGUAUAAUAAAUUUCGUAUAAAGAGAAAAAGGAAUUAUGACUGUUUA
This is a messenger RNA of Cynara cardunculus var. scolymus (artichoke), 1353 nucleotides long. RefSeq lists its product as uncharacterized. The transcript has a single exon. The record is from RefSeq and is a predicted model, not a curated record. Lineage: Eukaryota; Viridiplantae; Streptophyta; Magnoliopsida; Asterales; Asteraceae. Bases 24 to 1223 code for a protein of 399 amino acids.